AUGAGAGGGGGGUGUUGUGUUGUGUGAUGCUCUGGUGCUGAUGCUGAGCUCUGGAGUGAUCAGUGCAGCAGGGGAAGAUGCGCGUGCUUGCUGACUGCUGGACGGUGCGAGGUGGUGAAGAGGGAUGUUGCUCUGAGUACAGCUAACAGCCAUCAUCGCGAUCCAUUUCCGCGCUGGAGUUUCAGAGCUUUUUCUUUUUCCUUUCUUUUUUUCGUUCUUUUCCUUUCUUUUCCGUAAAAGUUUCCGCUAUGAUUUCGACUCGUUAAUAAUUGAGUGGAUUUACUUUCCCGCGGUUUUAUCCCUCGCACGCGGCUACACCUGUGCGCAGUGCCCUCAGUAAGCGUGCGCUCUGACUCAGCAUCGCACCUGCCCGCCGCUCGCUCACCGUGUCGCGCCACAGCUGGAUCUCAGCUCGGAGACAAUCAGCCCCGGAGCGCACGCUUCGUAUGCAUCCCUUCCGCUGGAACUACUAAGUACAGAUCUCCAUAUUCCUGCGCAACGGCUGUUUCUGGAGGAAAAGUGUGCAGUGGGCAAAGAAAAAUCUUAGUUUGGAGAUUGAAAGGAGCGGGGCAUGUGGAUAUUGGCCAUCAUCUUUUUCCAGUGCAUUUUGAAUGUUCUCAGUGAAGACCUACAUUCCAGCUUGUAUUUUGUCAAUGCAUCUCUGCAAGAGGUAGUGUUCGCCAGCACCACGGGGACUCUGGUUCCCUGUCCUGCAGCAGCGGUGCCGCCCGCUACCCUGCGCUGGUAUCUGGCCACCGGCGAGGAGAGCUACAACGUCCCAGGGAUCCGCCAUGUCCAUCCAAACGGCACUCUCCAGAUCUUCCACUUUCCUCCGUCCAGCUUUAGCAAAGUGAUCCACGACAACACUUACUAUUGCACAGCGGAAAAUCCUUCAGGGAAAAUUAGAAGCCAAGAUGUUCAUAUUAAGGCCGUGUUACGAGAGCCCUAUACGGUCCGUGUGGCGGACCAGACCGCGAUGAGAGGCAGCGUAGCGGUCUUCAAGUGCAUUAUUCCUCCCUCAGUGGAGAACUACAUCACUGUUGUGUCAUGGGAGAGAGACACCGUACCACUCGUCUCAGGGCCUCGAUUUCUCAUAACGUCCACGGGGGCCCUGUACAUCUUGGAUGUGCAGAAGGAGGACGAACUAUUCAACUACCGCUGCAUGACGAGACAUCGCUACACAUCUGAGACCAGACAGAGCAACAGCGCACGGCUAUUUGUGCCAGAUCCAACAAACUCUGCGCCUGCGAUCCUCGAUGGGUUUGAGAAGCGGGAGGUCAUGGCGUCCCACAGAGUGGAGCUCCCAUGCAAGGCCUCCGGACACCCGGCACCAAAAUACCGCUGGCUAAAAAACAACAGACCGCUAGAAUCAGACUCCCGUUUCCGUCAGAGCGCAACGGGCCUGCUGAUCGAGAGAGCCCAGCCCAGUGACACCGGCAGCUACGUGUGUGAGGUGUGGAACAGCUAUGGGAACGCAGAGGUCAUAGGUCGUCUCACGGUAAAAGAACCUCUUAAAGUGGUGGUCAGUCCGCGAAAGGUGAAAGGCAGCGUGGGUAGCCAAGUGUCGCUAACCUGCAGUGUGACUGGCUCAGAUGAGUAUGACCUCUCGUGGUACCGCAACGGCGACAAGAUCAACACCGGCACCAACGUGCGGAUGAACGGGAUCAAUAAGGAGAACCUUGUGAUGGACGGGAUGGCGAAGAGCGACGGAGGAGUGUACCAGUGCUUCGCCAGGAAGGCCAAAAUGUCAGCUCAGGAUUUUGUGCAAGUCAUUUUAGAAGAUGGAACCCCUAAGAUCCUGUCCGCCUUUAGCGAGAAAGUUGUCGGUCCGAAUGAGUUUGUCUCCCUGAUGUGUCACGUCAAGGGAACUCCACAGCCUGCUGUCACCUGGACGCUGGAUGAUGACGUUGUCAUGAAGGACAGUCGGCACCGCAUCGGUCACAGCAUAACGGCGGAGGGGAACGUGGUCAGCUACCUGAACAUCUCCCACACCCAGGUUCGGGACAGCGGGGUCUAUCGCUGCACCUGCAACAACUCGGCGGGGACGGUCUCCUACCAGGCUCGAAUAAACGUAAGAGGUCCUGCUGACAUACGACCAAUGAAAAACCUCACAGCAAUAGCUGGGCGGGACAUGUACAUUCACUGCCAUGUGAUUGGCUACCCGUAUUACUCCAUCAAAUGGUAUAAGAACUCCAACCUUCUCCCUUUUAAUGACCGUCAACGGGCGUUCGAGAACAACGGCACGCUGAAGCUGCUGAACGUGCAGAAAGAACUGGACGAAGGAGAGUACAGCUGCCAUGUGCUGGUUCAGCCCCAGCUCUUCAAGAACCAGAGCGUCCACAUCACUGUGAAAGUGCCUCCCUUCAUCCAGCCUUUCGAAUUCCCACGUUAUUCCAUCGGCCAUCGCGUCUUCGUGCCCUGCGUUGUGCGCUCAGGUGACCUUCCCAUCUCUAUCACCUGGGAGAAGGAUGGAAAGCCCAUUAACGCCAGCCUGGGGGUGACCAUCGACAACAUCGACUUCACCAGCUCCUUGCGCAUCUCCAACCUCCAGCGAGUGCACAAUGGCACCUACACCUGCAUCGCCCAAAACGAUGCCGCCGUCGUCAAAUACCAGAGUCAGCUCAUUGUUAGAGUUCCACCAAGGUUCAAAGUUCAGCCUCAAGACCAGGAUGGAAUCUAUGGUAAAUCUGUCAUCUUGAACUGCUCUGCGGAUGGAGAGCCACGGCCUACCAUUGAGUGGAAAUACUCAAAAGGUGCUGGGGUGCCCCAGUUUCAACCCAUCGCUCUAAACUCGGGCUUCAGGGUCCAGCUGCUCGGGAAUGGCUCACUGCUGAUUAAGCACGUUCUUGAGGAGGACGCAGGUUAUUACCUGUGCAAGGUCAGCAAUGACGUGGGAGCCGAUGUCAGCAAGUCCAUGUACCUCAACGUAAAAAUUCCAGCCAUGAUAACAUCGUAUCCCAACAACUCACUGGCAACAAAAGGAGAGAAGAUAGAGAUGAGCUGCAAGGCUCAUGGUGAGAAGCCCAUCAUGGUCAGAUGGGAGAAGGAGGUGGAAAAGGAGAAGCAGUCACACAUGAUCAAUCCAGACAUGUGGCGGCACACGGUUACGGUCAAGAAUGUCGGCGACGAGGUCGUCUCCACCCUGCAGAUCUAUCCAACAAUGAGAGAGGAUUCUGGGUUCUUCUCCUGUCACGCCAUUAACUCCUAUGGUGAAGACAGAGGCAUCCUUCAGUUAACAGUUCAAGAGCCACCAGAGCCUCCGAAAGUGGAGAUUCGUGAGGUGAAAGAGAGGACCAUCGCCCUCCGUUGGACCAUGGGAUUCGAUGGGAACAGUCCCAUUACCGGCUAUGAUAUUGAGUGCAAAAAUAAAACAGAAACUUGGGAACGAGCUCGCAGGACCAGAGAUGUGUCUCCCACCCUAUACCAGGCCACCAUCAUAGAGCUUCACCCAUCGUCCACCUACAACAUCCGCAUGUUCGCGAAGAACCACAUUGGCGAUAGUGAACCCAGCAAUGAGCUCACAGUAACCACCGAUGAAGCAGAUCCUGAAGGACCACCCCAAGACGUCACACUGGAAGCCAUCACCUCCCAAAGUAUAAAAGUUACAUGGAAGGCACCGCUGAAACAUCUCCAGAAUGGUGUGAUCAGGGGGUAUCAGGUGUGCCAUCGAGAACACUCCAUCAACGGCAGUCACCAGUUCGUCUGCAUCAGCAUGGAGGCCACGGGAGAGACCGAGUCCCUGAGCCUCAACAACCUGAAGAAGUUCACCGAGUAUGAGGUGGUGGUGCAGGCCAGUAACAGUGCUGGUCCAGGGCCAGCUUCCAGUGAGGUCCGGGCCACAACAAUGGAGGACGUACCCAGCAGAGCUCCAGAGAAGGUUCUGGCCACCGCUGCUUCCCCUGAGAGCAUCUCUUUAUCCUGGCAGACUCUCCAGGAAGCUCUCAACGGCGUUCUACAGGGUUUCCGCAUCAUCUACUGGGCCAAUCUACCAGAUGGAGAACUAGGGGAAAUCAGAAACGUCACUACCCAGAAGGCCCAGCUGGAGCUGGAGGGUCUGGAGAAAUACACCAACUACAGUAUCCAAGUGCUGGCCUUCACCAGAGCAGGAGACGGAGUACGCAGCGACCAGAUCUACAUCCGCACCAAAGAGGAUGUGCCAGGUCCGCCCGGCGGGGUGAAGGCAGCUGCAGCCUCCAGCUCUGUGGUGUAUGUUUCUUGGCUCCCUCCGCUGAAGCUGAAUGGCGUUAUUAGGAAAUACACAGUCUUCUGUUCCAGCUCGUAUCCCACGGUGGUCAGUGAGUUUGAAGUGGCCCCAGAUGAAUUCCUGCACCGGGUUCACAAUCUCAGUCGCAACAGGAAGUACAGUAUCUGGGUGAUGGCAGUGACUGCGGCCGGCCGGGGGAACAGCAGUGAUGUCAUCACCGUGGAACCUCUGGCCAAAGCUCCUGCCAAAAUCCUCACAUUCAGUGGUACUGUUACAACGCCAUGGAUGAGGGAUGUUGUUUUACCCUGCAGGGCGGUCGGAGACCCGCCUCCUGCCAUUAAAUGGCUGAAAGAGAGCGGGAGCCCGGCCCCUGCAGUCAUUGAUGGAAGACGCAGUAUCCAUGGAAAUGGCAGCUUCGUCAUUAAGACGGUGAAAGCAGAGGAUUCUGGGUAUUACACGUGUGUCGCCAGCAAUAACUGGGGAACGGACGAAAUAAUUCUUAACCUUCAGGUUCAAGUCCCCCCUGACCAACCUCGUCUCACUGUGACCAAGACAACCACCACAUCCAUUACUGUGUCCUGGAUACCAGGAGACAACGGUGGGAGCUCCAUUAGAGGAUAUAUUCUGCAAUACUCAGAGGACAACAGUGAGAAGUGGGGAAGUAUUUCUAUCAGUCCUAGUGAGCGUUCUUACCGUCUGGAAAACCUCAACUGUGGCACUUGGUACAAGUUCACGCUAACGGCCCAGAAUGCUGUUGGUCCAGGCCGAAUCAGUGAGAUAAUCGAAGCGAAGACUCAUGGGAAAGAGCCACAGUUCUCCAAAGAGCAGGAGCUGUUUGGUAGCAUUAACGGAACAUGCGUUAAACUCAACCUGAUUGGCUGGAAUGAUGGCGGUUGUCCAAUCACCUCCUUCAUCCUGGAAUACCGUCCUUUGGACAGCCCCGUGUGGACCAAAGUGAAGCGCACCUCUCUUACGAAGAGCUACAACCUGCCAGACUUGCAGGAAGCCACUUGGUACGAGCUGCAGAUGAAGGUGUACAACAGCGCAGGGUUGGCUGAGAAACGUGUCAAAUUUGCUACUUUGAACUACGACGGCAGCACCAUUCCUCCGCUGGUGAAGACCGCGGUGAAGGACCCGGUGAAGAAAACCAGCAACGAGGGGAUGAAGAUGAUGGUGACGAUCUCCUGCAUUUUGGUGGGAAUGGUGCUGCUCUUCGUCCUGCUGAUGGUGCUGAGGAGGAGGAGGAGAGAGCAGAGGCUGAAGCGGCUCAGGGAUGCAAAGAGUUUGGCUGAAAUGCUUAUGAGUAAGAACACAAGGCCUUCAGAUACCAUGAACAAACAACAGCAGACCCUCCGCAUGCACAUCGACAUUCCCCGAGCGCAGCUGCUCAUCGAAGAGAGAGACACCAUGGAAACAGUGGACGACAGAUCAACCGUGCUAUUGACCGAUAACGAUUUUGGAGAAACUACCAAACAGAAGUCGGCCACUGUCACGCACUCUGUCCACUAUCAGUCUCUGUCGCAGGCCACUGGCCCGCUGGUGGAUGUCUCUGACGUCCGACCUGGGACGAGCAAGAGCAGUCUGUCGAAUCCCACCUCUCGCCGUACAGCUAAAGCUGGCCCUGCGGCCCGUAACCGCUAUGCCAGUCAGUGGACGCUAAAUCGCCCUCACCCUCCUGUCUCUGUCCACACUCUCAGCACGGACUGGAGGCUGGGAACGCCCAGAGUAGCCGGCUCGGUGGACAAAGAAAGCGACAGCUAUAGUGUCAGUCCAUCACAGGACACAGACCGCGCUCGCAGCAGCAUGGUCUCCACUGAGAGCGCUUCUUCUACGUACGAGGAGCUGGCCAGAGCCUACGAACAUGCCAAGAUGGAAGAACAGCUGCGACACGCCAAGUUCACCAUCACAGAGUGCUUCAUCUCAGACACAUCCUCCGAGCAGAUGACCGCCGGCACCAACGAUUACACGGACAGUCUGACCUCCAGUACACCAUCAGAAUCAGGCAUCUGCAGGUUCACUGCCUCACCACCCAAACCCCAGGACGUCUGCAGGGUGAUAAACAUGGCUGUACCCAAGGCCCACAGACCAGGAGGGGAGCUCGUACACCUGCCUCCGUACCUGCGGAUGGACUUCCUUUUGAACCGGGGUGUGUCGGGAGCGUCUCGGGAAGCGGCGAUGGGCCAGGCCUGUUUGGAGCCACAGAAGACCCGCUCGCUGAAGCGCCCCGCCUUGCUGGAGCCGACGCCCAUGGAGGUGCCGACCAGCAGGGACGUGCAGCAGUGGCAGCCAGGCACGGCCUCGACGCUUCCGCAGAGAGAGGCCGGAACGGACUUGGCGCAGGCUGCCAAAAUCAGCACCUCCCAGGAAUCGCUGCUGGACUCCAGAGGACACUUAAAACAGACCAACAAUCCCUACGCAAAGUCCUACACACUGGUAUAACAAAGAUCGGACAAAAAUAAACAUCGAGCAAAAAGCGAACUCUUCAUGCGCGGUUGUAUAUAUGUUUCCACUUCUACUCCUAACAGUUUCUUUAUUUUAUGCUUUUUUAAACAGUGAAUUCACUUCUUAAACAGAACUCCACACACCCAGAGAUUGCCAAAAUGAUUUUAUUAUUAUUAUUAUUAUUAAUGAUGAUGAAAUUGAUGAUUUACUAAUUUACUUAUUUUAGCAGUUAGUGUGCACAAACUAAUGAAUGGGAACCCAUUUUCGUUUUUUUUUACUAAAAUUUCUUUGUGUAAUUAGUUUGAGAUAAAGCGUGAGAGUGAUUUCCAUUGGUCCAAAGUUGUUAGCGUUCUGUUUUGAAGAAAUCCUGGGAGUGCAUGAGGACGAACCAAUUUAAGAUGAAGAUGACAGUAUGAAUACCGACCACUGGAGGGUCCAGCCCAGAAUUUUUUGACUACGAAAAUAUUCAAAUGUGAAGAUUUCGUAUUCUUAUGAGUAUAAAUAUAUAAAAAAAUAUAUAUAUAAAAUGAGAAAUCACUUUUAUUUGUGGGUAUUACAGGGAAAUUUUUUGAUUUGGUUAAUAAAGUCCUUUAGUCAUGUUUGCACAUAUCUUGUUUAACCUAGAAAAGCAAGUCUUGAUUGACAAUUAUUUGUGUUCCAUUCUCUAAUGGUGCAAUAUGAAAAUCCAUGAACCACGUUUGCUUUCUUCUGUACUGUAUCUCGCCCAUGACGUGAGCUUCUGAGAGCCGGAGCGAAUGAAAUGACAGAUUCAGGUGUAAAUCAGCUGCGGUGGAAGCAAAAGUUGAUUUAGCAUGCUGCACGGGGGGAGACUGGACCACCUACUGCACUGACAGUGUGGCUCUUUCACCUCCUAUGUGUAGUGCACUAGAAAGGUGUCUUCAGGGCACGCUCUCUCGUCUUCAUUAGAUUUAUUUUUGCUGCAUUGCAGACAUGCUGCACUACAGGGAAACUGAGACAAUCUAAAGAGAUCCCCUAAAAGAAUAACAAUUAUGAUAAUAUUCAUAAAGAACCACAAGCAGUUCUAUAUGAUUAUGGGCCGUAUGGUAGCAAUAUGUUAUUGUUACCGCUCUGCACCAAACUGUCUUGCAGGGAGAGUUAUGAUGAAGAAUUGUGAGAUGAUAUUUCGCUAUAUUUGAUUAGAUAAAUCUAUUGUCCUCACUAUACUCAUUUACAAAUGUUUUUGUUGUUUUUCACUUUUUUUUCUAUUUUUGCUUUUUUUCAACAGAGUGCUCACGGUUGUGACACUCCAGAAAAGAUUUUCCAUGAUAAUCCUGUCGACUAAUAAAAGGUUGAU
Molecule: messenger RNA, 7961 nt
Organism: Onychostoma macrolepis
Lineage: Eukaryota; Metazoa; Chordata; Actinopteri; Cypriniformes; Cyprinidae
Gene: dscama
Product: Down syndrome cell adhesion molecule a
Biological process (GO): axon guidance; homophilic cell-cell adhesion; dendrite self-avoidance
Cellular component (GO): plasma membrane; axon
Molecular function (GO): cell-cell adhesion mediator activity
Source: RefSeq, a predicted model, not a curated record